Chaetura pelagica (chimney swift) is the source of this 1481-nucleotide messenger RNA. RefSeq names its product cyclin E1 (gene CCNE1). Gene Ontology annotation, biological process: regulation of cyclin-dependent protein serine/threonine kinase activity; G1/S transition of mitotic cell cycle. The transcript has 9 exons. The record is from RefSeq and is a predicted model, not a curated record. Gene Ontology annotation, molecular function: cyclin-dependent protein serine/threonine kinase regulator activity. The coding region runs from base 28 to 1113 and encodes 361 amino acids. NCBI's taxonomy places the organism in Eukaryota, Metazoa, Chordata, Aves, Apodiformes, Apodidae. Gene Ontology annotation, cellular component: cytoplasm; centrosome; cyclin E1-CDK2 complex.
CAGGACCCUGAUGAAGAAAUUGCUCAGAUGGAGAUGAGUAGAAAAAAGCAAUAUGAAAAUCAGCCAUCAUGGAAAAAUGUUCACCAAAAUGCGCAUAUGCUGAUUCCUACUCCAGAUAAAGAUGAUGAUCCAGUUGGCAUUGAUUACUCUCCCUUUAUAGAGCUAAGUGUUGUUCCAACUAGAGCUUCACCAUUACCAGUGUUAGGCUGGGCGAACAGAGAGGAUGUAUGGAAAAACAUGAUAAACAAAGAAGAGACCUAUGUGAGGGAUAAACUUUACAUGCAAAGGCACCCUCUCCUGCAACCUAAAAUGAGAACAAUUCUUCUAGACUGGCUGAUGGAGGUUUGUGAAGUCUACAAGCUUCAUAGAGAAACUUUUUAUUUAGCACAAGAUUUCUUUGAUCGGUUUAUGGCAACACAACAGAAUGUUGUAAAAACACUAUUGCAGCUUAUUGGUAUCUCUUCUUUAUUUAUAGCAGCAAAGCUUGAGGAAAUUUAUCCACCAAAGUUGCACCAGUUUGCCUAUGUUACAGAUGGAGCUUGUACAGAAGAUGAAAUCCUCAGUAUGGAAUUGAUCAUUAUGAAGGCUCUUAAUUGGAACUUAAAUCCACUGACAGUUGUAUCCUGGCUAAACAUUUACAUGCAAGUUGCUUAUUUAAAUGAGCUUUAUGAGGUAUUGCUGCCACAAUAUCCACAACAAAUAUUUAUACAAAUAGCAGAGCUCUUGGAUCUCUGUGUGCUGGAUAUUGGCUGCUUGGAAUACACAUAUGGAGUACUUGCAGCUUCUGCUUUAUAUCAUUUCUCCUCAUCGGAGCUGAUACAUAAAGUUUCAGGUUAUGAAUGGUGUGAGAUAGAGGAAUGUGUAAAAUGGAUGGUUCCAUUUGCAAUGGCUAUAAGGGAAGCAGGAAGCUCCAAACUCAAACACUUUAGAGGUGUAGCUCCUGAAGACUUGCACAAUAUACAGACGCACAUAAAUAGCUUGGAUUUGCUGGACAAAGCUCAAGCAAAACAAGCCAUAUUGGCUGAACAAAAUAGGACUUCACCUUUCCCCACUGGUGUCCUUACACCACCGCAGAGUAGUAAGAAACAGUCUUCUGGACUGAAGCCAAUAUGACUAUAGAAAUGGUUGACAGACAGUUUUGCUGAAGUGCCUGUUCUGCUGGUUCUUACUCCUGCUCCAUUAUGGAAAUGCUGCCAGUGAAGUUCAUAAGCUUUUAUGGAACCUGAAAAGGAAACCUUACUUUUUUUGGUGACAGAAGAAUUUUUCUAUUUGAAAUAUUUUUAUUGAACAUUAAAAUAUUUUAAAGAUAUUGAUCAAGUACACCAGCCACUUAAAUGAACACCGAAGAGUGCUCCAAAUGCUGCUAUGGAGGGUGAUGCUUGAUGUGACCAGCUGUUCAGAAAAAGGGCUUGGUUAGUCACUGUGCCUGUUUGUCCUUUGGAUAAUGUGCAGUCGUACUGUCCUCUGACAAAUGGGCAAAA